AAUAACCUAUUUUCAUUCCUCAUUUUUGACAGUAAAGGAACACCCUUAUCAAUACUUCUAGGGAAAUUUGCUUGUGUGAUGUAAAGGAACUUCCAGUUCACAAGAAGUAUGAAGAGAACUGAAUCAUCAUCUUAAAUUCAGUCAGUGUUGCCUAAUAAGUCGAUUAUUAUUAUUAAGUGAUUUGCACGGAGGGAGUACUUGAUGUGUUUCCCACAUCUUGCGUUACCCAUCCUGUUUCUAAAAUAUACCAAAGGCAAGCAUGACUGGAACAUUUUAGUCAGUCAUGGGUCAGCCUCGACUCUAAAGAUGCGACAAGAAGUCCUUGUUGGUGCCCUUGACUUGACUGAAAGAAAAUUAAGCACUGAAGAGCUCUGAAGAUGACUAUGUCCUCUCCUGUGGGACCAGAAGGUAUCACUCUGGCUCAGCCUGUCCCCGUCCCAACCCUGACUGUCCUGCCCCCAUCCUCAGAUACAGAGUCCUGGUCUCGCUCACCGAGCCCCAGACUGUCACGCUCCAGCCGCCAUGGUCGAUUCCACCGCAGCAGGAACCGAACCAAGAAACGAAACGAGGAAGAGCAAGGCUGCACUCCUAAGCGACAGUGGGGUAAAAAAACGCAAAUUGUAGUAGAGGAGACGGGCCCCAUUCCAAACCGUAGCCCCUCGCCCUCCCCCUCCGUGGCCAGUCAGAUGGAGGGGGAAGAGCAAGGUCAGGACAGCCCCUCACAGGACCACCUCCUGCCACCGUCUCGCUCCUGGUCUCGUAGUCCCUCUCCCAGCCGGCGCUCCCGUUGGUCCCUAAGGAGCCUACUCAGCAGAGACUCUGACUGGGAGAGCUGCAGUACAGCCAGUAACUCUCCGCGCAGCACCCCCGGCAGCUCUCCCUCCCUGCGGCGCAGGGUCCUUGGGGGUGGCAGGGCCAGUGAGAACGAGGGAGGAGGAGAGAAGAGCAGUGGUGGUGGAGGAGGAGGAGGUUCAGAUAGCCCCUUGCCCUCCAUACCCUCUGCCUCCUCCCUCACAUCCGCCUACCCACUUGCUUCUCGCCACUUCAGCCGCAAUGCCAAGAAAAUGCAGAGCUGGUACAAUGUUCUCAGUCCUACAUACAAACAGCGGAAUGAGGAUUUUCGUAAACUCUUUAAGAAACUUCCUGACACAGAGCGACUUAUAGUGGAUUACUCCUGUGCUCUGCAGAAGGACAUACUGCUUCAGGGCCGCCUUUAUCUGUCAGAGAACUGGCUCUGUUUCUACAGUAACAUCUUCCGCUGGGAAACCACUAUCACUAUCCUGCUGAAAGACGUGACCUCUAUGACCAAGGAGAAGACUGCCAAGCUCAUCCCAAACGCCAUCCAGAUCAGCACUGACAAUGAGAAGCACUUCUUCACAUCUUUCGGAGCAAGGGAUCGCAGCUUCAUGAUGAUUUUCCGUCUGUGGCAGAACGCGCUGUUGGACAAGUCUCUAUCCCCCAAAGAGCUCUGGCACAUUGUACACCAGUGUUACGGCACUGAGCUGGGCCUCACUAGUGAAGACGACGACUAUGUCUCCCCCACCGCCGAACACAUGAACGGCCUACUGCCAGGAGACGAGUCUGUGUCGGUUACAGAUCUACUAGACCUGAGCUCAGUGUCGGUUCCCUCCACCGGCAGCUCUCCCCCUCCCCUGGUGCCCUGCGGUCCAGUCAGCUCUUCCUCAUCUACCAACCUUGUGGGCUCCUCUCCCCCUUCCUCCGCCUCCUGUCUGCCCAUAGAGGUGCCUUCCUCAUCAGGACGCAGACUGAGCUCUGACCCCAUCGAACCCAGCCCACCCAGCUUCCACAGCUCGCUGCCAUCGACCACUCCCACCAACGCCUCUGCCUCUGCCCCGGCCUCUGCUGCUGCCUCCUUUAAUCUGGAAGAGGGUGGGGACAGCCUGUCUGAGUCAGCCAAUCACAUGCUGCCCCCGCCAACCACCAGUCUGGGAAACCUUUCCUCAUUGGAUAUCACCAACGAUGAGGAAUUGCCCACAGACCCCAGCAACUCCUCUGACACGCAAGAAGAGAGUGAAGUGGAGUCGUUCUGCGCUGACCUGAGCGGGCGGCUUCACAUCAACGCCGUGGUCCGCAUGAGUGUAGACAAGCUGCAUGACCUGCUCUUCUCUGCCGAUACACACUUCAUCCAGCACCUCUUUUCCCAGCGACACUUUACUGACCUGUCGGUGGGUGAAUGGCAGCAGGACAGCAGCACUGGGAAUACCAGCCGUGUGCUUAGCUACACCAUCGCCCUGAACAACCCCCUCGGCCCCAAGACUGCCCCUGUGGUGGAGACGCAGACAUUGCAUAAGAGCAGCGCCCGGGGUGAGUGCUACGUGGUAGACUCGGAGGUUAUCACUUCAGGCAUCCCCUACCAGGACUACUUCUACACUGUCCACAGAUACUGCCUCACCUCUAUCAACAAGCACAAGAGCCGGCUCAGAGUUUCCUCAGACAUCUGCUACAAGAAGCAGCCGUGGAGUCUGGUGAAAGCAUUGAUUGAAAAGAACACCUGGAGCGGCAUUGAGGAGUACUAUAGACACAUGGAGAGCGAAGUGAGCAAGCUGGAGACGCUACUGCAGUCUGAGGUUUCCGUGGUAACCACAGGCGAAGCAGUGGGCGCCGACGCUGCCAAGACCCCGCCAGCCCUGCGCCGGCGCAAACGCACCUGCUCUCGACGGCAGGGCGAGAAGGAGAGAGAGAGGGAAGGAGGAGGCAUGGGCACCGGAGACCGAGGGGACAGAGGAGUCGGAGAGGACAGAGACAGGAGAGAAGCCAUCUUAAAACCCAUCUCUUCUCUGUGGCCUUUGACACCUAGUGCUCAGUAUAUAAAGCUUGGGGAGCGUUCGCGUGGAGGACAGAACAGUAUCUCUACCAUCCUCCUCAUUGUCAGCUUCAUUCUGGUGGUGCUGGUGGCUCUCAACAUGCUGCUGUUCUACAAGCUGUACGCUCUGGAAAGAGCGGCCCAUACACUGGAGACAUGGCACUCCUAUUCUGUUGCUGACAGUCCUUUGCCCCAGACACCUGGAGAGUGGGCUCAGGUCUUGCAGCUUCAGAGGCAGUUUCACCAGGCUCAGCUCAGCAAGUGGCAGCAGAUCCUGCAGUCCUCUGUCACGCUUCUCGACCAGAUGAAGCAGUCUUUAGAAAAGCUCCACCGGGGCAUCGUGGUCCCAGAGGUGCAGCAGGACCCCCCUGAUGAUAUCCUCACAGAGUCUGGGACUGAGGCCUGAGUCCCCCCCACCCCUACCCUGAUUGUCUCCUAACUCUGAACACACCCUGGUAGAAAAGAGCGGCCUCGUCAACUUGGUUUUGCUCUGUCCCUAAUUUCCAAAAUCGACAACCAGGAUUGGGACAUGCAGGGGACUACAUUACCCACAACUCUCCUCGCCUGACUGACUUGAAAUGGCAUCGUUUGCCUUCAGCCUCAACCAGUUACAACUUCAGUGAACUCAUUCAGACUGGAAGCUAUCAGGACCACAGCAAUAAUCUACCUACAGCUGCAAGUCAUCUGUAUGUACUGUAUGGAAACAGGCCACUGGUGGGCCGAUUCAGACCAUCCACUCCUCAAGAAACGUUUCAAAAUGGCCAAACGUGUUUCAGAAUAACUUUAUUUCAGACCUCCUUAAUUUUCAAAAAAGAAACCCAUUUUAUGACUAUCAUAGACUUCAGUUUCUCUCCUGACAUGCAACAUUUCAAAGGUGCAAUGGGAAGGGAUCAAUGAUUUCUGGAAAGUGGGAGUUCUUCCUCCUAGUCCUGGGAACAAUUAGAUACCUUUGCCUCUAGUUGAACGCCUGCUGAUACAAAAAAAAAAAAAAGGGGGGGGGGACACCACCUGCUGUGUGGAUGUGAUGAACACCCAGAAGGAGAGGGGAGAGCGCUGACAGGAGCACUGCGCCUCUCUCGCUCUUUCCGCGAGGGAUCCACGUCCGAUUUGAGCCCCCUCAAAGGCUGUCGGUCCUCUGUGAAAGGGGAUGAGGAACAUUUCAACAUCAGACACUUUAAUUUUCACCCUUAAUUAUAGAUGUAAUUUAUACAUCUGAAGAACUCCCAAACACCCUCCCACUCCUCCCAGUCCUGUCUGGGUUUUAUCUUUUUUCAAAAUCAGUGUGUUGGGUUGUUUGUUAGGACAGCAAGCUGUGUCUGACUGUUACAGUAUUUAUUAUCACCAAUGACUUUUAAACUGAAGUCCUGUCCUGCUCUUAAGAAGUCAUUUGGUGGGUAUUUUGUGCUCUGAUUUGCUGUUGCCGUGCGGACCAAGAGGAGCUACACGAGAAGGAUUACUGUCACAGCAAUAAUGACAAUAGUGAUUCUAGUACUUUUUGAAUGUUUCAAACAAAGUAGUAUAUAAUAUUAAUAAUAAUAAUGAGUUGUGUGUGAAUGUGUGUAGAGGCAGUGAAAAAAAAACCAAGCAAAGAAGAUUUUGACUUGACAGAUGCGUGCGUGUGUGUUCAUGAGGAGUCCUCAAUGUUACAUUUUUCAUAUUAGCGUUUCUUGAGUUCGUUUUUUGGAUUUCACGUUUGGUUGCUCACUCUUUGUAUCACAGAGCCAGACCUUACCAGUUCAGGAUUUAGACUUGAUCAGGUAGAAACCUAAGUAUCAGAACAGCUACUUCGUUGUCCAACUGGGCUGGGCGUUUCAAGAUGAAAGGACCAACCAGAAUUUUGUAGGCCCAGGUGAAGAAAAAGGGAAUCUGUUUUGCAGUAUUGUUUUUUUUUUUUGUGUUUGUAAUAUUAAUUUCAUAAUUUGACUCGCUUGUUUUUCUCUUUUUAUUCAGUUCUUUUUUUUCGUUUUCUAUCUUUAUUAUUUUGUCAUCUUUAUUUGUUGUUUAUUUUCAGCCAGUGCUCUCUGUCCACUCAGUUCUGUCCUCCGAUGAUUUAAAGCAUCUCACCCAUCUAUACUCCCUCCUUUGUUUCCUCCUUCUUCUUAUUCUUCUGAUCACUCAAGCCCACUCUUCCUCUCUUUCCUCUCUGUGCUCUCCCUCUUCACCCGCUCACUCUCUCUCUCUGUUUCUCUGAUAAUGGCGGCUACAGAAGCAUGUGGGCCAUGCUGUGCAUGGCCAUCCGCGGAUAACAAAAGGGUGUAAUAUUUAUUUAGGGAGGGGGGGGGGGGGGAGUAGAUUGAGGGAGAGAGAGAGACGGAUCAGAAGCGGGCAUGAGAAUGUACUGUAAAGAUGUGAUUGUACACCACGCCAUGGAGAGAAAUGAAAAGUUCUAAAACAUGCAACAA
Molecule: messenger RNA, 5226 nt
Organism: Dicentrarchus labrax (European seabass)
Lineage: Eukaryota; Metazoa; Chordata; Actinopteri; Moronidae
Gene: gramd1a
Product: GRAM domain containing 1A
Exons: 20
Coding region: 378-3230 (950 amino acids)
Biological process (GO): intracellular sterol transport
Cellular component (GO): endoplasmic reticulum membrane; plasma membrane; endoplasmic reticulum-plasma membrane contact site
Molecular function (GO): sterol binding; sterol transfer activity
Source: RefSeq, a predicted model, not a curated record